Messenger RNA from Fusarium subglutinans, 864 nucleotides. Its product is annotated as HETS. Lineage: Eukaryota; Fungi; Ascomycota; Sordariomycetes; Hypocreales; Nectriaceae. The record is from RefSeq and is a predicted model, not a curated record. The coding region runs from base 1 to 864 and encodes 287 amino acids. The transcript has a single exon.
AUGGCUGAGAUAUUCGCCACUGUCACUGGAGCUAUAAGUAUCGCCGGCCUAUUUAACAACUGCGUCGAUUGUUUCAACUACGUCCAAAUUGCCAGGCAUUUCGGCGAAGACUUCUCCCCAUAUCAACUCCGACUAGAUGUCGCCAAAUGCCGACUAGCAAGAUGGGGCGCAUCAAUCAACAUCAACAAUGACCGACGAUUUAGUCUCAUCAACCCAGCCGAUCCAACAGUUCUCAUGGCUCGAGACAUUCUCAAGGAAAUAGUGGCCAGGUUCGAGGCCGCAUACAAGGUCUCCAGACGCUACGAGACCAGAACGACAGAGAAGGGAACGAGGAUAUGCACGGAAGCCGAUCUCAGUCCAGUCUCGCAACGCGUACAUACUCGUUUCGAUGUGCUCACUAAACAGCGGUGUGAGAGCUUGGGAUUGAUGAAAAAGACAGGCUGGGCGCUCUAUGAUAAGAACUAUAUGGGAAGAAUGAUUGAUGAUAUUAUCGCGUCAAUUGAAGAUUUGGAAAAGGUCUUUCCAAGCACCCCACAGAUCACGAGACAAUUAGCCGAGAUGGAGAUUGAGGAGGUAAAUGACGAGCAGGAGUUGGAAUUGAUUCAUGAUAUCGCCGAAGGUUUAGAUCCUGUGUUAUCCAAGGCAUCUAAGGCUAAGAUCGUGGAAAUCGCUGGCAAAAACACUGCGGGGAAGAUCACUGGACAAGGCAGGGUUAACAUCGGUAACACAUUUGUAACAGGGUCGUUCUCAAAUUCCCAGGGGAUUCGGGUCAGUACAGUCAACCAUGUGGAUGAGGUCAAUACCGCUGAGCCGUCAAGGGUUAAUAUUGGGAAUAUCUGGGGCGGCAAGGGGUUUUGGGAUUGA